AUGGAGCCGCUCCGGUACCCGCGGGGCCGCGCGCCGCCGCCGCUGCUGCUGCCGCUCGCGCUGCUCGCACUGCUGGGAGGCGGCGGCGGCGGCGCUGCGCUGCCCCCCGGCUGCAAGCAGGAUGGGCGACCCCGAGGGGUCGGGAGGGCGGCUGGCGCCGCUGAGGGCAAGGUGGUGUGCAGCAGCCUGGAGCUCGCGCAGGUCCUGCCCCCGGACACGCUGCCCAACCGCACGGUCACCCUGAUUCUGAGUAACAAUAAGAUAUCCGAGCUGAAGAAUGGCUCAUUUUCUGGCUUAAGUCUCCUUGAAAGAUUGGACCUCCGAAACAAUCUUAUUAGUAGUAUAGAUCCAGGUGCCUUUUGGGGAUUGUCAUCACUGAAAAGAUUGGAUCUGACGAACAAUCGAAUAGGAUGUCUGAAUGCAGACAUAUUUCGAGGACUUACUAAUCUGGUUAGGCUAAACCUUUCAGGGAAUUUGUUUUCUUCAUUAUCUCAAGGAACUUUUGAUUAUCUUGGCUCAUUACGAUCUUUAGAAUUCCAGACUGAGUAUCUUUUGUGUGACUGUAACAUAUUGUGGAUGCAUCGCUGGGUAAAGGAGAGGAACAUCACCGUGCGGGACACCAGGUGUGUUUAUCCUAAGUCUCUGCAGGCCCAGCCAGUCACAGGCGUGAAACAGGAGCUCUUGACAUGCGAUCCUCCCCUGGAGUUGCCGUCUUUCUACAUGACUCCGUCCCAUCGUCAGGUUGUUUUCGAAGGAGACAGCCUUCCUUUCCAGUGCAUGGCUUCGUAUAUUGAUCAGGACAUGCAAGUGCUGUGGUACCAGGACGGGCGCGUAGUUGAAACUGAUGAAUCGCAAGGUAUCUUUGUUGAAAAGAACAUGAUUCACAACUGCUCCUUGAUUGCAAGUGCCUUAACCAUUUCUAAUAUUCAGGCGGGAUCUACUGGAAAUUGGGGCUGUCACGUCCAGACCAAACGUGGGAACAAUACGAGAACUGUGGAUAUUGUGGUAUUGGAGAGCUCUGCACAGUACUGUCCUCCCGAGAGGGUGGUAAACAAUAAAGGGGACUUCAGGUGGCCCAGAACAUUGGCGGGCAUCACUGCGUAUCUGCAGUGUACUCGGAACACCCACGGCAGUGGGAUAUAUCCCGGAAACCCACAGGAUGAGAGAAAGGCUUGGCGCAGAUGUGAUAGAGGUGGCUUUUGGGCAGAUGAUGAUUAUUCUCGCUGCCAGUAUGCAAAUGAUGUCACUAGAGUUCUUUAUAUGUUUAAUCAGAUGCCCCUCAAUCUUACAAAUGCUGUGGCAACAGCUCGACAAUUGCUGGCUUACACUGUGGAAGCAGCCAACUUUUCUGACAAAAUGGAUGUUAUAUUUGUAGCUGAAAUGAUAGAAAAAUUUGGAAGAUUUACGAAGGAGGAAAAAUCAAAAGAGCUGGGCGAUGUGAUGGUUGACAUUGCAAGUAACAUCAUGUUGGCUGAUGAGCGAGUCCUGUGGCUGGCGCAGAGGGAAGCUAAAGCCUGCAGUAGAAUCGUCCAGUGUCUGCAGCGUGUCGCUACAUACCGGCUGGCCAAUGGUGCUCAUGUUUAUUCAACAUAUUCUCCCAAUAUUGCUCUGGAAGCUUAUGUCAUCAAGGCUUCUGGCUUCACCGGGAUGACCUGUACCGUGUUCCAGAAAGUGGCAGCCUCUGACCGUACUGGACUUUCGGAUUAUGGGAGACGUGAUCCGGAUGGAAACCUGGAUAAGCAGCUGAGCUUUAAAUGCAAUGUUUCAAAUACAUUUUCGAGUCUGGCACUAAAGGUAUGUUACAUUUUUCCAGACUGUGAGCCCUCCGAGGGUGUGGACCAUGUUCCGUCCCUGCAUAUCUGGUGCUUGGCUCCACACCCGGCCGUGGAGGCCCCAGUUAACAUUUGCCAAGAUUUGACAGGAUCUGAACUGUACACCCAGGCGGCCAGUCUCCUGCAUCCCGUGGUCUAUACUACUGCCGUCAUCCUCCUCUUAUGUCUGUUAGCCGUCGUCGUCAGUUAUAUAUACCAUCACAGUUUGAUUAGAAUCAGUCUCAAGAGUUGGCACAUGCUCGUGAACUUGUGCUUUCACAUUUUCCUGACCUGUGUGGUCUUUGUGGGAGGAAUAACCCAAACCAGAAAUGCCAGCGUCUGCCAAGCAGUUGGGAUAAUUCUUCAUUAUUCCACCCUUGCCACAGUACUGUGGGUGGGAGUGACAGCUCGAAACAUCUAUAAACAAGUCACUAAGAAAGCUAAGAGAUGCCAGGACCCUGAGGAACCACCACCUCCACCAAGACCAAUGCUCAGGUUUUACCUGAUUGGUGGUGGCAUCCCCAUCAUCGUUUGUGGCAUAACAGCAGCAGCAAACAUCAAGAAUUACGGCAGUCGGCCAAAUGCACCCUACUGCUGGAUGGCGUGGGAACCCUCCUUGGGAGCCUUCUAUGGGCCUGCCAGCUUCAUCACUUUUGUAAACUGUAUGUACUUUCUAAGCAUAUUUAUUCAGUUGAAAAGACACCCUGAGCGCAAAUAUGAGCUUAAGGAGCCCACUGAGGAGCAACAGAGAUUGGCAGCCAAUGAAAAUGGUGAAAUCAAUCAUCAGGAUUCAAUGUCUUUGUCUCUGAUUUCUACAUCAGCGUUGGAAAAUGAGCACACCUUUCAUUCUCAACUUCUGGGGGCCGGCCUUACUUUGCUCUUAUAUGUUGCUCUGUGGAUGUUUGGGGCCUUGGCAGUUUCUCUGUAUUACCCUUUGGACUUGGUUUUUAGCUUCUUUUUUGGAGCCACGUGUUUAAGCUUCAGUGCGUUCAUCAUGGUGCACCAUUGCGUUAAUAGGGAGGAUGUUAGGCUUGCAUGGAUCAUGACUUGCUGCCCAGGACGGAGCUCGUAUUCGGUGCAAGUCAACGUCCAGCCCCCCAACUCGAGUGGGACGAACGGAGAGGCACCCAAGUGCCCCAAUAGCAGUGCGGAGUCUUCGUGCACAAACAAAAGUGCUUCGAGCUUCAAAAAUUCCUCCCAGGGCUGCAAAUUAACAAACUUGCAGGCUGCUGCGGCUCAGUGCCAUGCCAAUUCUUUACCUUUGAACUCCACACCUCAGCUGGACAAUAGUCUGACAGAACAUUCGAUGGACAAUGAUAUUAAAAUGCACGUGGCGCCUUUAGAAGUUCAGUUUCGGACAAAUGUGCACCCGGGCCGCCAUCAUAAAAACAGAAGUAAGGGACACCGGGCCAGCAGACUCACGGUCCUGAGAGAAUAUGCCUACGACGUCCCGACAAGUGUGGAGGGAAGCGUGCAGAAUGGCUUACCUAAAAGUCGGCCGGGCGGUAACGAAGGGCACUCCAGGAGCCGAAGAGCUUAUCUAGCCUACCGAGAGAGGCAGUACAACCCGCCCCAGCAAGACAGUAGUGAUGCUGGCAGCACACUUCUCAAAAGCAGCAGAAAUUUUGAAAAACCUGUUUCAACUAGCAGUAAAAAAGACGCUUUAAGGAAGCCAACCGUGGUUGAACUUGAAAGUCAGCAGAAAUCUUAUGGCCUCAACUUGGCCAUUCAGAAUGGACCAAUUAAAAGCAACGGGCAGGACGGACCCUUGCUCGGUACCGAUAGCACUGGCAAUGUUAGAACUGGAUUAUGGAAACACGAAACUACUGUGUAGCAUUGCUGGGUGUCCUAGGCAGAAAUUGAUGUGAACUGUGAUAUUCACAUUCCCUUAAGCUAUGAACAUUUAAAAACAGUUUACAGCCACCUUAGGGAUUCAAAAGAAUUUGGAAUCAACUUAGAAGUUUUGGAUUUUACUUAUUGUAUAUCCCCAAAUUGUUGCCUUUUUUUAGAAAUUAAAGAAAAAAAGAACCUUUUUAAACAUUGUUUUAGUCAUCAAGGUACCGACAGGCAAUUCUGGGAAUCUGAAAUGUAAUUUCUUGGACUUUGUAAUAUAUACUUUGCAUUUCAGGCUUCUAUUUAAUACAAUAAAUAGGUGUUUCUCAUUGUG
Propithecus coquereli (Coquerel's sifaka) is the source of this 3978-nucleotide messenger RNA. RefSeq names its product adhesion G protein-coupled receptor A3 (gene ADGRA3). Gene Ontology annotation, biological process: G protein-coupled receptor signaling pathway; cell surface receptor signaling pathway. Gene Ontology annotation, cellular component: plasma membrane; external side of plasma membrane. Gene Ontology annotation, molecular function: protein binding; G protein-coupled receptor activity. The transcript has 18 exons. The coding region runs from base 1 to 3645 and encodes 1214 amino acids. The record is from RefSeq and is a predicted model, not a curated record. NCBI's taxonomy places the organism in Eukaryota, Metazoa, Chordata, Mammalia, Primates, Indriidae.